CCAGAAAUAAGGAGAGUUUCUACAGAAGCGCUUUGGCAGACGAAAACAAGGAAACGGAGCGAAACCAACCAGCCUGUUCACCGCAGGUACUUUCCGCAAGAGGCAGAGUGGAUUUUUCUCUUUUUGCCUUUUUUUCUAUCGCUUUUCUCCACGUUAAUUUCUCUGGUGCUGAAGUGAAGUUCGCGCAGUGGAGCGCAGGGAACUUUGGACCGUGCGUAAUUGUGGAGAGUUUUUCUUGUUGCGCUGCGUCAGGAUGCGCGUCUGGCCGCUGCUGGCUCUCCUCUGCCUGAUGUGCGCAGGACGCGCUCAGAAGUUCUCCGCUCUCACGUUUCUGCGGGUGGAUCAGGAUAAGGAGUGCAACAUGGAAUGCACCGGAGCGCCGCGGAAGCCCCUGUGUGCCUCUGACGGCCGGACCUUCACAUCUCGCUGCGAGUACCUCCGAGCCAAGUGCCGCGACCCCCAGCUGGAGGUCAGCCGAGGGCCGUGCAAAGAAACAUCCAGAUGUGUCGCAGAAAAGAAGUACACAGAGCAACAAGCCAAGAAACAGGCCUUUGUUCCCGUAUGCAACCCUGACGGCACUUACAGCGAGGUUCAGUGCCACAGCUACACCGGAUACUGCUGGUGUGUCACACCCAACGGGCGACCAAUCAGUGGGUCUUCUGUCGUCAAUAAAAAACCUCGAUGCCAAGGUUCCAAACAGGACCGAGCGGCUCCUGUAGAACCGAGACCAGGCUCAAAACAAGACAGAGGGACCUCCAUAGAUCCAAAACCAGUCUCUUUGCAAAUAUUCUCCAUUCUAAACGCAGAACCUAUCCCGGUGGAGCCACCAUCUCCUCCAGAGGAAGAAGACGUCACUUCUCCGUACCCUGACCUGUGGUCAGUGCACUUAAACAGCAACCGGCAGAACAGAUCCAGAGCAUCACCUUCAUCAUGUGACCAGGAGCAACAGUCGGCCCUGGAGGAGAGGAGGCAGCGAAAUAAUGACGCCGUGUUUGUGCCAGACUGCGCCCAAGGCGGCUUUUAUAAACCUGUCCAAUGCCACCCCUCCACUGGCUACUGUUGGUGCGUGCUUGUGGAUACUGGACGGCCAAUACCAGGAACUUCAACCAGGUACGAACAGCCAAAGUGUGACGGUAAUGCCAGAGCUCAUCCAACUAAACCAAAGGACCAUUAUAAAAGCAGACAUCUCCAAGGCUGUCCUGGGGCAAAGAAAACAGAGUUCUUGACGAGUGUUCUUGACGCGCUGUCGACAGACAUGGUGCAUGCUGUCACAGAUCCAGCAUCCGCCGGAAGGAUGGCCGAGCCUGACCCCAGCCACACUCUGGAGGAGAGAGUCGUCCACUGGUACUUCAGCCAGCUUGACAAAAACGGCAGCGGAGACAUCGGAAAGAAGGAGAUCAAGCCUUUCAAGCGCUUCCUGCGCAAAAAGUCCAAGCCGAAGAAGUGUGUGAAGAAGUUUGUGGAGUACUGUGACAUCAGCAACGACAAGGCGCUGUCGCUGCAGGAGCUCAUGGGCUGCCUCGGGGUGACCAAGGAAGACGGUGCCAAAUCGGGGGAAGACCUGCCUUCCAGUAAACUAAACCCCGUGAGGAAACAGGGCUAACUUCUGACGCUCUGAGUCCCAGAAUCUACCCUCACCAAUCGGCAACAGUGGAAACUAUAGUAUUUGCACUUUGUACUUUAA
Molecule: messenger RNA, 1684 nt
Organism: Xiphophorus maculatus (southern platyfish)
Lineage: Eukaryota; Metazoa; Chordata; Actinopteri; Cyprinodontiformes; Poeciliidae
Gene: smoc2
Product: SPARC related modular calcium binding 2
Exons: 14
Coding region: 254-1603 (449 amino acids)
Biological process (GO): extracellular matrix organization
Cellular component (GO): basement membrane
Molecular function (GO): protein binding; calcium ion binding; heparin binding
Source: RefSeq, a predicted model, not a curated record